CUCAGAGGCGGCCUCCGCGGCCGGAGCCAGGCCGGGCCCGCCUCAGCCCGCCCCUGGGGAGUGGUUUGGCCGCGACUUCCCUCCGCCCGGCUUCGGCCGCCGCACGUCGGCGAAGUCUCUGCUGCUCUGCUUCGCCCGGGCCGUCUCCUCGCCGCAGGUCGGAGGGUAGUACACGGGGCGCAGGAGUCUGAAUAUAACUUAAGACCAUGGCAACACGCUGGAGAAGAGCAUUGAUAUUUGUGGCAGCUCAAGUACUAUUUGUGCUAAACACUUUUGAGGAAGAGGAUGUACCCGAAGAAUGGAUUCUUCUUCACGUUGUUCAAGGUCAGAUCGGAGCAGGAAACUACAGCUACUUGAGACUAAAUCAUGAGGGAAAGAUAGUACUUCAGAUGCGAAGUUUGAAAGGUGAUGCAGACUUGUAUGUAUCUGACAUGACACUUCACCCCAGCUUUGAUGAAUACGAGUUACAGUCUGUAACUUGUGGCCAAGACGUUGUCCACGUUCCUGCACACUUCCGGCGCCCAGUGGGAAUAGGGAUUUAUGGUCACCCUUCUCACCUGGAGAGUGAGUUUGAAAUGAAAGUAUACUAUGAUCGAACAGUUGUACAGUACCCCUUUGGUGAGGCUUCUUACAACCCCGAGGAGAUGGAGGCAAACCAGAAAUACUCACAGUCUACAGAAGAUGAAUAUCAGGAUGGGGAGUCUGUUUUCUGGACUAUACUUUUUGGAAUCUUGAAAUUAAUACUUGAAAUUCUUUUUUAAAAAAAUUGAUACACACUGGACUAAAUCACACUUCAGCCUGUGAAAUUGGAUACAAAUGACUUGCUGUAAUAUUUAAUAAUCUUUGUUAUGUUUCCUGAGGAGGUAUUCAGGUUACUUUUCCUAAACCAGAAAGUAAGUGGGGGAAAAAGCCAUAUUUUAAUUUUAUAUUGUAAAUCCUCCCCAUGUGUAAAAUAAGCAGCAAGGACAGUAUUUGCAGUGUUCUUCAGAAAUCAGGGCUUCAAAAUGAAUGUACAGUUGGGAUCUUCUUAAAUUCACUUUAAACAGGUGCUUAGGAAAAUCAACUCCAAGUCAGUAUUUUCUAUUGUUGUUUUAAAGAAAAGUAAAAUAACAAACUGCUGCACUUCAGUGCCCCCUCUCAAUUUAGAGCCUAUUUAAAAAGAAAAUCUACUCCUUUUCUGAUACUGAGCAAGUAUCUCCAGUAAAAAUAAUUAACAAUGGCUUUUGAGCAUACACAAGUGGAGGAGCCUAGGGUAAAGGAAGGAAAACCCAAUCAGUCACCUGAGGGGAUAGAUGAUCUGUGUUUUGACUGUUUGUUCUCUGCACCAAGUCAGCCAUCUGUCAGGCAGAGGUCUGUCCAGUCACUCGUCACCUCUGCAAAUCCGUGACCUGAAUCAAGCGCGUGUCACUUCUUCACUAUUACUGCAGGGAGAGCAAGCCUUCAGCUGUUGUUACUUGUCAAUAUGACAUUUUCAUUCCUCGUUAAAAGCAACGCAGCAUAUAGUAUCUUGAACUUGAGAGGUGUUUUCUUACCACCUCCCUUUAUAGCUUUUUGUGAUUGAUCUUUUUAGUACACCUUUAUGAAUAAGUCAUUAGCUUGCAACGAAAAUUCUGCUGAAAUGAAUUUGCAGUACGUUGUAGGAAAGUCAGGUCCUGCCCACUCUUCUUUGAAAGUUAGUUUUUCCAGGAGUAUUUUUUGCUUUCGUUGAGUCUUUCAAAAUAACCAGUUGCUAUGCAAAUAGUAUAUGUUUAAAUUGCUCUGUAAUUUUCUUUUCGCAGAGCUUACUGAUGAGUGCACUGAAAUAAACAAGUACGAUACUAUAAUUUUAUACAAACGGUGCAUGUACGAUUUAAAUUUCAUUACUGAAAGCCUUCUCUUUCUGAGAGGGAAUUUGGCUCUAUCUCUAGAUACCUGAAAGAACAUUAUCAGUGACUUCUAUCACAAAAAAAUCAUUAUAUAGCCAAAAUUAAAAGUUUAUUUGGUAAAAAGAAAAAAAAAGUGGUAUUGUUCCUCUUAGAGUGGUUGGUUAAAUAGCACCAAAGUAUCACUUUAAUUUGUGCAGUUAAGUUUUGGACAGCAAGUUUUGGGGAUUUUUUAGCCCUCCUUGCUGUUUUUCCCCCUUCUUCCUCCUCUUCGGGGUACGGGAGGGUCUUUCUGACAACAAUCACAAAUCCAGCGACCUAAGAAAAGAAAGUUAUCAAUUAUUGGGAAACUUCCUUUGUUACUCAUUCAUCUAGUUACACACCUUCCACACCAUUCUACUAAUAGGUGCUCUUCCAUUUGCAGUACUUCCUUUAAUGUAAACAACCAGUGCUUUUCCUUAAAGUGUAGGCUCUUUUCUAAAAGGGUACAGAAAGCAGCAUAUAAAAUUCACCCUCCAUUGUGGACUCAUUACAUCUAACAGCUGGUGACACUAAUCUUUGUGGACCUCAAAAAGUGCCAGCACUGCUAAGGAGGUGGUUAUUAGGAAAGACCUCGAUAAAUGAUGCUUGAGUUUGCGAGCUGUAUUUUCACAUGAAUGACCCCAGUUGGAGGUUUUGGGCAGCUGAGUUGAGCAGAAAUGAAGGGCAGUUGGGGGAUGUUGCUCUUCUGCCACAGGUAUGGGGUCCCGCUCCCCAAACCAACGUCAGUUAUUUCGGUGCAGUCAAGCAGCACAGAUUAAACUGCUGGCAGGGGUUCAUCGCCAGACCUUGUACUAAAACUCAUUUACUGAGGGAACAAUAAAGGGUUGAGCAAAGAAUAGAAGUAUUUAUCUGUUUAUAUUACAACGGCUGGAAUCAUAAAGACUGCUUUGGUAAUUUUGUAUUUUGUAAGCAUGUAAUCUAUUUAGUUUAGAUUAUGUCCUUAGGUCAGCCUGAAAGUUAAAUUGGCUACUGGAACUGUACUGAAGUGACAGCUAGCACCAGUGCUUCCCAAAAUGGGACUGUACAGUGUAUUUGAAGAACUGUAGUUACAGCCAAUAUGUCACUGCAGAACUUACAGCCACUAAACUAAUUUACCAUGGAUUUAGUAUUACAUGAAAAGCAACAGUACCACGUUAUUUAUAUGUCUGAAGCUUUCUUUACACUGCCUUGAGUUGGCCAGGUAGUAGGAGUGACCAGGUAAUUUAAAGAUACAGGCUGCCUGACAUCUAGGUACUUCACUUCCAGCUUUGAUGUUUAAGAAAAAAUGGGAAGGAAUGGGUUUAAAAAGGUGUUUACAAAUAUUAAAUUCAGCAUACUUUUUACUUUAGAAACUGAAAUAAUAGCACAAACACUUUAUUAAUGUGAAAGCUAUAGUCCAGCAAUAUGCAGCAAUAAAGCCUCUUUACAGAUUUCUUUUAUGAAAAGAGGUAAUUAUUCUCAGUGUUCUGUGGAUAUGGGAAAGGAAAAAAAACUACCAACAACCUACUUCUGAGUGAGUCUGUUCGGAUUCUGUUGUAAAAGCCAAUUAUAUUUCCUGUACAGGAAUUGCCAGGUUAAACUGUGCACAACCAAAUAUACAGAAAUAAAGCUUAUUAAAAAAA
Molecule: messenger RNA, 3505 nt
Organism: Calidris pugnax (ruff)
Lineage: Eukaryota; Metazoa; Chordata; Aves; Charadriiformes; Scolopacidae
Product: chromosome unknown open reading frame, human C6orf120
Exons: 2
Coding region: 207-761 (184 amino acids)
Source: RefSeq, a predicted model, not a curated record